AACACUACUCCAUCCUCCCCCCUCUUUCUCUCUCAGCUCCCCUACAUAAAUACUUCCCCUUUUCACUUGCUUUUCGUUCAAACUACCAUCCCUAGAAAGUCUGAUAACUUUUCUCUUUGUGUUUCUCUUAUCUGACUAGUGACUCCUAUUCUCUGCAAUUAAUUACUUCAUCACUGCUUUAGACUUCUACUUUCAGCUCUAGCGAAUCCUACGUAGAAAAGCCUAGCUAUCAGCUCCGUCAUCGUCUCUCGAAACUAAAGCAAAUCAUAAGGCACUCAUGAUAUAAUCACAACUUUAGCUCCUCCUUCAUCCCAUUCUCCUCUUCCUUCUUCCACCUCUUUCAUUUCUUACUAUUUCUGCCCCGCUACUACAUCCUUUUCACAUCAUUUAUUGAACUCUGAUCCUAUAUUCUUUGCCACCUCCUUUUCUAUUUAACUACCACAUGCGUCCCGUUGUGUGUCACUGAGCCCAGAUCUAUAGGUUCCCCAUGUUCACUGCCUCUCAGUCACACCCAGUAAUGCGAAGCUUCACACCUUUCCCGGACCUUUCUUUGAAUAUCAGCCCUCCAGAUUGUAAAGCGAAACAAGUCGAGAGUCACACUAAGGGAUUCGCAACCAAAAGGCCUCACAGUGAUAUGUGCUCCACCUCCGAUUCUGGAAGCAGCGAGAGUGAUUUAAGCCAUGAAAAUGCCUUUUCGCACCUUGGCUAUCGUGAGCCUACUUUGAGCUUAGGCAUCAAAAUGGCAGAUUUGAAUCCCCUUCCACUCCCAAGAAACGUGAAUCACUUUCACAACCCGCAACCUCACAUCUAUGGUCGCGACUUUAAACGAAACACCAGAGUCGUCUGCGGUGUGAAAAGGAGCAUCAGAGCUCCUAGAAUGCGAUGGACUACAACCUUACAUGCCCAUUUUGUUCAUGCUGUUCAACUUCUUGGCGGCCAUGAAAGGGCAACUCCAAAGUCAGUGUUAGAGUUGAUGAAUGUAAAAGAUUUAACCCUAGCACACGUUAAGAGCCACCUACAGAUGUAUAGAACAGUGAAAAGCACUGCCAAAUGCACAGGUCAUGGCCACACUGAUAUGGGAUUAGCCGUUGUCGCUGAGCAUGGAGCAGCCUCAGCUUGUGAGAGAACCCAUCUACCUCUGCCACUUCAAAGAUCUCACAACAACAAGGAAUCAUGGCAAUCAUCAACGGAGACAAGGACAAACGAUAGUAGACAAAAACCAGGAACGAGUUUGACGUAUUCUCAAGUGAAGGCAAACGAAAGCAUGGUGGUUGGAAGGUCAUUGUCAGAUUCUUCAGAUGAGACGCUUAACCUAGAAUUCACCCUUGGAAGACCCAGUUGGAACACAGACCAGACUCAAUCAUCAACAGACUUAACUUUUCUCAACUGUUAAACUUGCACUAUAUGUGCCCUUUCCCUGUCACCAACACUUUUGAUACCGAAAGCUGAACUGUUUUAUUGUGGAUGUGAAUGAUUUUGUUCCCAUGACAUGUCUUUUUGAGUUUGUCUGGAAAAAAGAGAAAGAAACUAAAUGGGAUAAGUCCUUCCUAUGAGACAUAUGCUUCAGUCCAAGAAUUCAUGAUCCUUGUCUUUCAUGUCCUCGUCAAAUGAAGGUAAGAUUGAGAGAAAGUAAUGUGGUUUUUAAUUUGCGCUUGGUUAGGACACCACCCAUUCGGCAAUAUAUUGACAUUGGAUGUGUGUGUGUGGGGGGGGGGGGUCAGUUUAUGUCUUGAUACCAUAACAUAUCAUUCUCAUCAA
This is a messenger RNA of Neltuma alba, 1758 nucleotides long. RefSeq names its product probable transcription factor KAN4. The transcript is spliced from 6 exons. The record is from RefSeq and is a predicted model, not a curated record. Gene Ontology annotation, molecular function: transcription cis-regulatory region binding. NCBI's taxonomy places the organism in Eukaryota, Viridiplantae, Streptophyta, Magnoliopsida, Fabales, Fabaceae. The coding region runs from base 488 to 1393 and encodes 301 amino acids. Gene Ontology annotation, biological process: abaxial cell fate specification; regulation of DNA-templated transcription. Gene Ontology annotation, cellular component: nucleus.